Struthio camelus australis is the source of this 1023-nucleotide messenger RNA. Lineage: Eukaryota; Metazoa; Chordata; Aves; Struthioniformes; Struthionidae. The record is from RefSeq and is a predicted model, not a curated record.
AUGCUAUCAACGACUCCCAAAGGUUCCUGUCUAGAGUCAGUGAAGAUUGCUAUUGAUACUGGUUACCGCCAUAUAGAUGGUGCCUUUGUCUAUUACAACGAGCACGAAGUGGGACAAGCCAUCCGGGAGAAGAUCGCGGAAGGAAGGAUCAAGCGAGAAGACAUCUUUUACUGUGGCAAGCUGUGGAAUACCUGCCACCCCCCAGAGCUGGUGCGCCCAACGCUGGAGAAGACCCUGAAAAUCCUUCAGCUGGACUAUGUUGAUCUCUACAUUAUUGAGCUGCCCAUGGCUUUCAAGCCUGGUGAUGCAAUCUACCCAAAAGAUGAAAAUGGAAAAAUUAUCUACCAUGAGACAGACCUAUGUGCCACUUGGGAGGCUAUGGAAGCAUGUAAAGACGCAGGCUUGGCAAAGUCCAUUGGAGUAUCUAAUUUCAACCGCAGGCAGCUGGAGAUGAUCCUGAACAAGCCGGGACUUAAGCACAAACCUGUCAGCAACCAGGUCGAAUGCCAUCCCUAUUUCACCCAGCCCAAACUCUUAGAAUUUUGCAGACAACAUGACAUUGUUAUUGUUGGGUACAGUCCAUUGGGAACCUCAAGGGAUGAAACAUGGGUAAACGUGUCCUCCCCUCCUUUACUGAAGGAUCCUGUGCUGAAUGCUAUCGGUAAAAAAUAUAACAAGACAGCUGCACAAGUUGCUUUGCGCUUCAACAUCCAGCGAGGGGUGGUGGUCAUUCCAAAAAGCUUCAACCCACAGCACAUCAGAGAGAAUUUCCAGAUCUUUGACUUCUCCCUCACUGAAAAAGAGAUGAAAGAAAUUGAAGCCCUGAACAAAAAUGUCCGUUAUGUGGAACUGUUGAUGUGGCGUGACCAUCCAGAGUAUCCCUUCAGUGAAGAAUACUGAAAACAAAGCGCAUCCAGGCAGGUUCCUAACUCGGUGUCACUAGGCUUCGUUGAAACAUACCCAAUGUUUGGUGCUUCAACUUUAUGGAGACGGUACAAAUCAGCAUUAAAAACAUGAAAUUUA